Peromyscus leucopus (white-footed mouse) is the source of this 966-nucleotide messenger RNA. It is a transcript of the gene Mia, whose product is annotated as MIA SH3 domain containing. Gene Ontology annotation, molecular function: protein binding. Gene Ontology annotation, biological process: extracellular matrix organization. The coding region runs from base 555 to 959 and encodes 134 amino acids. The transcript is spliced from 5 exons. NCBI's taxonomy places the organism in Eukaryota, Metazoa, Chordata, Mammalia, Rodentia, Cricetidae. The record is from RefSeq and is a predicted model, not a curated record.
UCCCGGCACCCACACGGUGGCUCACAACUGUCUGUAGCUCCAGUUCCAAAAGAUCCAACACCCUCUUCUGACUAUCAAGGCUACCAGGCACACGUGCAGUAAAAACACUCAUACACACUAAAACAAACAGAACCCCACCGGUAACAACACUAGAUGGAUGCUCUUGGCUUUCAUUGCUGCCUUGGCAUGUGAGGGAGUUGAGGCUCUGAGGCUAGAAUAGCUUAGCUCGUGCCUUCCAUUGAGGAAGGAGCCUGGGAAGAUGCACAGUGAGCCAGGUGGGCCAGUGCCUAGCCUGAGGCCGGACAUUCAGUGUUUGCUCAGUACCUGGGAACAGGCUGUGGCUCUAAUCAAAGAACUGCUUUGUUCUCAGACCUCUCAGCACAGGAAAUUCCAAGGUGGUUUUCUAUGCUGGCCUCUCUAGUUUGGUCUCUGGAGGGUCCGGGUACCUAAAAUGACUUGAAGAAGGAACCAGAUAGUCCGGCCUGCCUAUCUGGCACAGAGGGAGGGCAGGAGGAGACUGGAGACCCCAUUCCUCACUCGGUCAUUCUCGGUCCAUGAUGGUGUGGUCCCCGGUGCUCGUCGGUGUCGUCUUCCUGUCUGUUUUCUCAGGGCCUAGUGGGGCUGAUCAUGACAUGCCCAAGCUGGCUGACUGGAAGCUGUGUGCGGAUGAGGAAUGCAGCCAUCCUGUUUCCAUGGCUGUGGCCGUUCAGGACUAUGUGGCUCCUGAUUGCCGCUUCUUGACCAUAUACAGGGGCCAAGUGGUGUAUGUCUUCUCCAAGCUGAAGGGCCGUGGGCGGCUUUUCUGGGGAGGCAGUGUUCAGGGAGGUUACUAUGGAGACCUGGCUGCCCGCCUGGGCUAUUUCCCCAGUAGCAUUGUUCGAGAGGACCUGACUCUGAAACCUGCCAAAAUUGAUGUGAAGACAGAUAUUAUGUACCCAGGCUGGCCUCCCAAUCACUAGCCUUCAG